CCUAACUAGAUUUUCUUCUGAAUAUCAGAUUGAGAUCGAUACCCACUUCCACUUCAGCUUUUUCUAAAAAAAUCUAUCCAACAAUCUUUAAAAACAAUCUCGAACCUCAAGUCAGUGCUGUUCUAGAAAGUGUAUCUAGUAUUUGUCCACCUUGAGUUGUACGCAAGCUCUGCUCAUUGCAUCAUAUGUAUGUCAAUUUCGUGGAGAACGAUUGUCUAGUAUGAGCAGACGCGAGCCACUAAAUUGCGUGCGAGGCUUUAAAAGGCCCAUCUUCGUACGCUACGCGUGUUUAGUUGUAGUUUGUCAGUUGCUGCGGAAGCGCUUUAGGAUUAAAGUGGUCCAGGCACCCAAAAAAAAAAAAAACAAAUAGUCAAUCAAUCCGUCUGUCUGUCUGUGUGUCGGUCUGUCUGCCUCUGUCUCUAAAUGGCUAUGCGUUGGAGUAAAGCGAACGUGUUUAUCCUGACCCUCAGCGUGCUCCUGUUGCUGACGCAAACGCAAUCGAAGCUGCUGACACGCUGCCAGCUGGCCAAGGAGCUGCUGCGUCACGAUUUUCCACGCAGCUAUCUAUCCAACUGGGUUUGUCUGGUGGAAUCGGAGAGUGGCCGCAGCACCUCAAAGUCCAUGCAGCUGCCCAAUCAGAGCGUCAGCUACGGACUCUUUCAGAUCAACAGCAAAAACUGGUGUCGCAAGGGUCGUCGCGGUGGCAUCUGCAACAUCAAAUGCGAAGAGUUUCUGAACGAUGAGAUUUCUGAUGAUUCGCGCUGUGCCAUGCAGAUCUUCAAUCGUCACGGCUUUCAGGCCUGGCCCGGCUGGAUGAGCAAAUGUCGUGGGCGCACGCUGCCCGAUGUCUCCCGCUGCUAAGCCCCUCGGCGGGGUCCAAACUGUUUCUCUUAGCUCUGACU
Messenger RNA from Drosophila hydei, 902 nucleotides. RefSeq names its product lysozyme. The transcript has 4 exons. NCBI's taxonomy places the organism in Eukaryota, Metazoa, Arthropoda, Insecta, Diptera, Drosophilidae. The coding region runs from base 424 to 861 and encodes 145 amino acids. The record is from RefSeq and is a predicted model, not a curated record.